AAUCAUUGAUGUCAAAGUGCAAAGGUUACUUUGUUCAAAGGUUACACGAACGCUGGUCUUCGUACAUACAACGAUACAUGUAUGCGCCUUCGACGAAUAAUCUCCUUUUAAUUGAGAUAACGGUGCUCUUAAACUGUACGAGUCAUGGCGUCAGCAGGCCUAGGUUUAUCAGCCGUGUUCGGCCCCGCCACGUUCUGUGCCGUGACGGGAGGAAGCCGCGGGCUGGGCCGGAGCAUCGCCGUGCUGCUGGCGGAGCGGCUAGGGGAGGGCUCCCGACUGGUGCUGACCGGCCGCUCGCUCCAAGGCCUGCAGGAAACCAAACGGCAGGUGGAAGAAAAGUGUCCGAACCAGCUGGAGGUGAAGUUGGUGACCGCGGACAUGGGAGACUCCACUGCCUAUCCCGCUCUGUUCUACGACAUCUUCGCAGACACUGGACCGGGCGCUUUUCAAAAUGCUCUGAUAAUCCACAAUGCGGCAAGCCUGGGUGACAUGGGCAAGAAGGCAGCGGAGCAUUUCGACCCUGAGAUUCUUAACAAGUACUACGCCACCAACCUGACGUCAGUCAUCGCUCUGACGGCCAAGUUCAUGGAGGUGUUCUCUGGUUCUAAUGUCAGACGCACUGUUGUCAACAUCAGCUCUGCAGUAGCUGUUGAACCGCUAAGACAUCAUGCCCUGUACAGUAGUGGCAAGGCCGCCAGGAACAUGUUCUUCAAGGUGAUGGCUGAGGAGGAGCCAGAUGUGCGCGUGCUCAGCUACUCCCCGGGCCCGAUGGCAACAGACAUGUUACAGACAGUCAGGUCGUGCGGAGACAAAAAGGUUGAAGACAGGUUUAACGCUAUGGAGUCCAAAGGGCUGAUCUUGAGCCCCGACGCCUCUGCGAAGCACAUGUGCACCCUGCUGGAAGAGGACAAGUUCAAGUCUGGCGCCUUCCUCGAUGUCUUUGGCCGCUUCUCACUGUGAAAGGGAAAACUCCGUCGCUGAGGCAUUUCCGUGUCAAGAGGACAAUGUCAUGUGCCCUUACAUUUGUGCCAAAUUCAAACUCAAUCCAUAAACAAUUAACCUGAUUAUGAUACAAAUGGCAUUACCGGUCCUUUUUUUGACUCACGUUUUGUAUCAGCAUCAACACUAGAAAAUGAAUUCUUCGACAAAAUGGUACACCUUCAUCCAGGACUGCCCUCAAGCACAGUGUUGUAGAGCAGCCAUUGCAGACGAACUGGUGUUUGAAAACAAGGCAAGGCUAUCCAAGACAGUAGGAGGAAGGCGGUCAGAAGAAGUACAGCUACCGGAGGACAGCUAUAGUACAGCUGCGGGAGCCAACCACAAGUAGACAACAUCGCGAUCGGGAGACCGGGAGACGAACGGAAGCAAUUUAAUCAAUUUGGCUCAAAACAGUGAUACAGAAAAAAAUGAUGCUCAGAAGAACACGGAACUGAGAACUGACCAACAGAAGAGUUUUAGCAGGUCUAGAUAAUAAAAGACGUUCGCAUAGUUUGUAGAAGGUAUUAACAAUGCAUGUAAUAUAGAAUGUAAUUAAUGAUAGGAAAAAUGCCAGUCACAGAAACUGAGAAAAGAAAACGAAAAAAAAAAUGUUUACUUCAGUACCACUAAGAAGUGUGUCUGUGUUGACAGGUUCAGUGUAGCAUUAGGACCGUUUUAUGGUGUUAAGUACCAAGGUCAGGUGUGUUUGUGUUGGGUCUGACAGAUGUGGCGUGCAGAGUGUGAGAGUAAAAUGUGUAAAGUACCAAAGA
Branchiostoma floridae (Florida lancelet) is the source of this 1748-nucleotide messenger RNA. RefSeq names its product sepiapterin reductase-like. Bases 145 to 960 code for a protein of 271 amino acids. The transcript has 5 exons. Gene Ontology annotation, biological process: tetrahydrobiopterin biosynthetic process. Lineage: Eukaryota; Metazoa; Chordata; Leptocardii; Amphioxiformes; Branchiostomatidae. The record is from RefSeq and is a predicted model, not a curated record. Gene Ontology annotation, molecular function: sepiapterin reductase (NADP+) activity.